AUGCUACUCGCGAUAUUUUUGCCGAGCCGGGAAAGUGUUAAAGAAAAAUUCUUAGCCCCGGGACCUGAAAACGAUAUCUUUCGAAACAGCUUGCAAGACGAUCGCGCUUUGUAAAGAAUGAUAAAAAUUACAGACAUAAAUCCGAUAUCGAUAUCUYACGCUGUGUUUUCGGGGAUUUGGAUUUUGAAAUGUUGUAAUCUUGUAACCAUUUGCCACACCUUCAAUACUUCGUUACUUGCCUGUUUUUAUUCAUUUUUUGUAAAGUUUAUCCUCGGAUAUUCGACUAGUCGCAAAAGGGGUGAAAUAUGUUCGACGUUACACUAUGUUACGGGAUAAUAUUUCCGAUGUCUGCUCCAAAACCUGAAGUAUUUUKUAUGAACGCUUGCUAUUCAGUCAAGUUUAUAUCCGUAGUUUACAGAAAGGCUAAUUGAAUAAGAUAUUCCGACAAAAUCCAAUUAAAAGAAUCUCGGGUGCAGUCGGAUAUGUUUCGGUCUAUUGACGAAAGUURCCGAAGGUGCGUCGAUGACGUUCCGGAACAUUCCUUGUAGCGCCAGUCAGUCAGAAUGCUCAGACCUGGUGGAAAACUUAAAAGAACCUAUAUCUAUAUGCACGAUUUUGAUUUCUAAUACACCAAAAGGUACAAUAAAAGUCUAUGAAGUCGCAUUAGUAAGGCAAUGAUAAUCGUAAUGUCACGUUGUUUUUUGAUACUGACGUCACGUUGAUUGAGGAAUGUGUGACGUCAGGAGGAGUGGAUCUUGAACGUUGCGUGACAUAAGGAAGUACUUCCUGUUGUCUUCAAAGUAAACAAAAAUAAAUGUGCUAAAAUAAGUUAGUUUUAGGAAAGGUCAAAUUCAGCUUUGAAGUUUAUUUAGAGUUGUAAAAAAUUCCUGACACAAAAAACCAUACUUUUUAAUAGCAUUCAUAGCAAUUCAUGUAAUUUAAUCCAAUUAACUGAGACAUCUAUAAAUAAUSCAAUCAUCACAGCAUCAGUAGGAUUUUUCUACGGYACACGUGGGUGGAAUCAGUCGUCAUUGUUCAUGAGUAAAUGAAGGUAUUUACAUAUCUAAUUCAUGGCUUAGUGUCACCAACCUCUGCCGUCACACAGGAUGAGGCGGCCAUCAAUUGACCAAUAGKGUUUGCUGUUCUGUCAUCGUAAGGAAUCACUAACAYAAGGUGGGAUUGAGGGUCGACUAGUCUGUGGAUAAAAAUUGGUCAACCGCGAGAAUUCUCACAAAUACGCACAUCAUCAAGACAAAGCGAAAGCAACAGCCACCUUACGGAUUUUGAUAGCAUUCGGCAAGGAUCACGCSGAGAGUACUACCAUCGCGAUGAAGUUUCUUUUURAAGCAUUUUGGAGUUUUUCUUUUAGUUUUGUUUUAGUGAAAUCAUUUAACUUGGACCUUCAUGAACCUCUAGUGAUGACAUCUGGGGCCAGUGGCGAGUAUUUUGGGUUUUCAGUCGCGCUCCACUCACACGGGGCCGAAAAAUGGGUUCUUGUAGGUGCACCAYUAGCUAAUCAGACGGUACCAACUGGUUCACGGUAUAAGGUUCAUGAGAGAUAUGGUACGGUUUAUAAAUGUAAGCCGACGAAAGGAGGAAGCUGUGAAACUGUGCCUAUUGACACUUCAUAAUACUAGAGAUUUCCUGUACAGUUACCGGUCAGACGGCUUUUGUCAAGCAGGAUUUGCCGCCUCAGUCUUUAACGAUGGUCAGACGCUUGCUUUGAGUGCUGUUGGCAAAAACUAUGGGAGAGGAUCUGUCGGGGUUCAUUUUCCUGAUACAGAGGAAACAAUAUUUGCCUCGUCAUCGGAUGUAAAGAUGGACUACUUUGGUGACUCCAUGGGUUAUGCUGUUACAACGGGACAAUUCAUGCCACGUUAUGACGAGCAUAUUGUAGGAAGUUCUCCU
Molecule: messenger RNA, 1908 nt
Organism: Exaiptasia diaphana
Lineage: Eukaryota; Metazoa; Cnidaria; Anthozoa; Actiniaria; Aiptasiidae
Product: integrin alpha-5
Biological process (GO): cell-matrix adhesion; cell adhesion mediated by integrin; integrin-mediated signaling pathway
Cellular component (GO): external side of plasma membrane; integrin complex
Molecular function (GO): integrin binding
Source: RefSeq, a predicted model, not a curated record